AUGUCAGACUCCUUAUAUUCAAACUUUUACCGAGUGCUGAACUUAAACUAUGAGCACGCCAAGGAAGAAGCACAUGAUCAGUUAGGCCCCUGGCUGCUAUGGAGAAUUUGGAAGAACAGAAACGAGUUUCUUUAUAAAGGCAAGGAUUAUGACGCUCCAAGCACGGUAAGGAAGGCAAGAGAGGACAUGGAGGAAUGGAGAUCGAGAAAAAAGGCUGAAGUGAGUGAGGUGAGUAGAGAUCACAAUGGGAAUCUUUUAUGGACAUGUGCUAGAGAACUUCCAACGCUAGGUUCGCAGAUAGAAGUUGAAGCUGAGGCGAUCAGAUGGGCAGUACGUAUUCUUGGGGGUUUCAGUUACCAACAUGUGAUUGUGGAAACUGAUUCUCUGGAGCUGACGAAGAUGAUAAAUGGCAUUGAAGCCCCAUGGCCAAAGUUGAGACCGAUCAUACAAGACAUAUCGAAUCUGCUGGCAACGAAGAAAGCGUAUAGGGUCGAGUUCUUUCCCCGGAGUGGUAAUAAAGUAGCAGAUAGGAUAGCAAAUGAGUCUUUGACAUUUAUGUCUCAUAUCCCUAAGUUGUAUUCUAUUAUGCCUGUGUGGUUAAGUUCACUGUUGGAGGCUGAAAAGCCUUUGUAA
This is a messenger RNA of Brassica napus (rape), 633 nucleotides long. RefSeq lists its product as uncharacterized. The transcript is spliced from 2 exons. Gene Ontology annotation, molecular function: RNA-DNA hybrid ribonuclease activity; nucleic acid binding. The coding region runs from base 1 to 633 and encodes 210 amino acids. NCBI's taxonomy places the organism in Eukaryota, Viridiplantae, Streptophyta, Magnoliopsida, Brassicales, Brassicaceae. The record is from RefSeq and is a predicted model, not a curated record.